Molecule: messenger RNA, 2886 nt
Organism: Penicillium soppii
Lineage: Eukaryota; Fungi; Ascomycota; Eurotiomycetes; Eurotiales; Aspergillaceae
Product: putative vacuolar morphogenesis protein AvaB
Exons: 4
Coding region: 1-2886 (961 amino acids)
Biological process (GO): intracellular protein transport; vesicle-mediated transport; endosomal vesicle fusion
Cellular component (GO): fungal-type vacuole membrane; cytoplasm
Source: RefSeq, a predicted model, not a curated record
AUGGCGCUCCCUCGAUCCCAGAGAGAAGACAACACGCCCAUGUUGUCAGCAUUCACCGCGCGGCCGCUCGUCGAGCUAAAGCCGCGUGACAAGUCCCGCAUCGACUCCGUCCUCGCAUAUGGCGACCGUCUCCUCGCAGGCCUAAACAAUGGCAACCUCCGCAUCUACCGAGUCACCGACGACGGCCGCACCGAGCUCCUGCGCGAACUGGAGCGCUUCUCCCGCUACAAGAUCGAGCAGCUGGCUCUGAUCAAGGAGGCGAAUGUUCUUGUUUCCUUGGCGGGGGGUUAUGUCUCCCUUCACGAUGCGCAGUCCUACGAGCUUGUGGAGCAGCUCUCGCAGACGAAGGGUGCUUCUGUUUUCGCAAUUACUUCGAAUGUGGUCAAUGAUCCUGAUACAAAUGUUCCUGCUAUUGUCUCUCGGCUUGCCGUUGCAGUCAAGAGGAAGAUCCUUAUGUGGGUGUGGCGGGAUAUGGAACUUGAGCGUGACACGGCUGAAUUGAGCUUGGCUAGCGGUGUUAAGACUCUUACUUGGGUUGCUGCUACGAGACUAGUCGUCGGACUGAACUCGAGCUUUGUCAUGGUUAACAUUGAGUCUGGGCAGGUGACUGAUCUUGCUGGACCCGGGAGUAUCGAGGAGUCUGGCCGGUUUACUAGUGUUGGUGCGGCGAGUAUGAGCUAUAUCGGUAUGGGUGGGAUGGUGCCGAGACCGCUUGCUACCAGGUUGAGGGAAGGUCAGAUUCUACUUGCUAAGGAUAUCAAUACGAAUUUCAUCGAUGUGGAUGGCCAGCCGCUUGGGAGGAAGCAGGUGCCUUGGAGUCAUGCGCCUGUUGAGCUGGGGUAUUCGUAUCCGUUUCUUUUAGCUUUGCAUGACUCUGCCAAAGGUGUGCUGGAGGUUCGCAAUCCGGAAACGCUGUCGCUACUGCAGUCUAUUUCCUUGCCGUCAGCCAGCAUCUUGCAUAUCCCGCAACCAAACAUCAGUCUCGCUCAUGCUGGAAAAGGUUUCCUGGUAGCAAGUGAUCGCACUAUCUGGCGGAUGGAAGCUUUGAGCUAUGAUACACAGAUUGAUGCUUUGGUUGAAAAGGGCUAUUUGGACGAGGCGAUCAGCUUGCUUGGUGUGCUGGAGGAUGCUCUCCUGCGAGAUAAAGCCGGUCGAUUGCGCUCGACGAGGCUAGAAAAGGCACAGAGUUUGUUCGCUUUGAACAAGUAUCGUGAAUCGUUAGAUCUCUUCACGGAAGUCUCUGCUCCCCCGGAGAGUGUCAUUCGCCUGUAUCCGCGCUUGAUUGCGGGUGAGCUAUCUACAGUACCGGAGCCUGAAGCACCAAACGCAAAGGCCAACGGCGAUCAAAGUGACGGGUCGUCUGACGAGGCUGCGGCGGGACAAACAUCCACCCAGGCACCGUCCAUCAUAUCCUCUUUGCGAAAGCCCGACGAGGGCAGCGAGUCCAGCAGCAUUCGGGGCGACGAGAAAGGCCUUCGGAUGGCGGUUCGCGAGCUACAAGGCUACCUAGCCGACGUUCGCCGACGUUUCCAGCGCUUCCUCAACCCUGAUGGAUCCCUGAAAGCGGCCGCACCCACUGAGGCCAAAGAUGAGGCAAGCGACUCUGUUCUCAAGCUGCUGGACUUCCCAUCUGCCGAUGACUUUGCCACGCAAAUUCGUGAGAAGGCGCGGCUUGUCGAUACCACUUUAUUCCGUGCCCAUAUGUUUGCGACUCCAUCGCUUGCUGGUUCCCUCUUCCGCAUUGCCAACUUCUGUGACCCAGACGUGGUAAUGGAACGACUGGAGGAAACAGGCAGAUACAAUGAUCUGAUUGAUUUUCUUUACGGCAAGAAAUUGCAUCGCCAAGCUCUGGAGCUGCUGCAGCGCUUCGGUCAGACAGAUAAUGGCCCUUUGAGCGGUCCUACGCGCACUGUUGCCUAUCUCCAGAAUCUGCCACCCGAUCAAAUCGAUUUGGUACUUGAGUUCGGCAAAUGGCCACUCCUUGCUAAUCAUGAGUUGGGAAUGGAGAUCUUCUUGACUGACACUGAGAAUGCGGAAACGCUAUCUCGUCCCAGAGUCCUCGCAUUCCUGGAGAGCAUUGAUUCCACUCUUGCGAUUCGAUACCUCGAACAUGUCAUCAAUGAAUGGAAUGACUUGACACCGGAAAUACAUCAGCGAUUGCUCAUCUUGUAUUUAGACAAACUUGUUUCGCAUGCCGGGGAAUGGAAGGACAAGUUCCUUGCCAUGUUGAAGGAAAGCGAGCAAUACUCGCCAGCAAAGAUGCUGGACCGACUCAAUCGAGAGGAUCCCAAUUUCUACGAAGCCCGUGCUAUCCUGUUCAGCAAAAUGGGCCAACACCGGCAAGCACUCGAGAUCUACGUCUUCAAACUAGAGGACCACGAAAAGGCAGAAGAAUAUUGCAACCAUGUUCACCUCACCGAGAAACGAGAAGAAGAAAACACAAUCUACCUCACGCUCCUCUCCCUUUACCUCAGCCCACCGCACGGCUACUCGCCUCAAAAUGACCCCGCUAUCGACCUCCUCGCCAAGCACGGCUCCAGACUCCCAGCCGACGCGGCCCUCAAACUCAUCCCGGACAAGCAGGCCGUGGAGAAACUUGAAUUCUACUUCAAGGGCCGCAUGCGCGCCGCGAACUCCGUGUUCAACGAAGCUCGCAUUGUCGCCAAUCUUCGCAAGGCAAGGGAUAUGCAGAUCCAGGCGCAGUUGGCUAUUGGUGAUGGCGUCAAGGGUGGUGGCACACGUGCCAGACACGUCACUGUCACCGAGGAACGAAUUUGCGGUGUUUGUCAUAAGCGUCUUGGUGGGAGUGUCAUAAAUGUGUUCCCCGAUAACACCGUUGUUCAUUUGGGCUGUGCGAACCGGAGACCCAGUGCCAGUGUUCGGUAG